This is a messenger RNA of Penicillium longicatenatum, 189 nucleotides long. RefSeq lists its product as uncharacterized. Lineage: Eukaryota; Fungi; Ascomycota; Eurotiomycetes; Eurotiales; Aspergillaceae. Bases 1 to 189 code for a protein of 62 amino acids. The transcript has 2 exons. The record is from RefSeq and is a predicted model, not a curated record.
AUGGAUCAAGUCAAGUCCCAAGGUGUCAAACCAACACCCGUCGGCAAGGACGGCAAGCCGCUCGACAGUGUCGAGUCCUACCAAGCACACUGGGCCCAGCUGAUGGAAGAUACCAACUUGAAGAUUCAGCAAAUCCGAGAGGAAGAGAAGAGAAGGGCAAACCAGCAAAGCCAGUCCUCGGGCCGAUGA